Messenger RNA from Ornithodoros turicata, 4471 nucleotides. RefSeq lists its product as uncharacterized. Lineage: Eukaryota; Metazoa; Arthropoda; Arachnida; Ixodida; Argasidae. The transcript has 2 exons. The record is from RefSeq and is a predicted model, not a curated record. Bases 134 to 4435 code for a protein of 1433 amino acids.
GCGACAGCUUUCUCAAGAAGAGUCUCCAACAACAGCAAAUACUUUAUUGGGAGCGACAGCAUCACACAGGUCGAAGAUUACUAAGAAGUCAGUCGAGCCGUUGCAACAGACCUCCCCAGUUACCACUCCAAAUAUGGCGCCAUCUCUGGAUUCUCAAAGGCAAGCUGACGAUGUCCUUGUGCCGCAUAUUGAACACGCCGAAGUGAAUGCGGACCCACCAUCGCCAAAGCACGGAGACGACGAGAAAAGGCGAGAUUUCAACUUGAACACGGACCUAGAACACAUUAUGCAGAUAGUUAUAGACCAGCUCUCAAACCCGCAAAGCAGCCCAGCUGGGCUCCGCAGAAUCGAAGGAGACGAAUGCAGAGUAGAAGUUGACGAGGGCAAGUUUUCUGAUACAGUCCGAGCCGUGUAUUCUCGAACUCUGCUCAAGCUACGCCAGAAGCUACACACUAUAGCGGCGCAGGAAGCCCCCAGCGUUGACCAAGUGUCUUUCGGAGAUUCCUGUCGGACGUCCAGCGCUAUUCCAAGAAAUAAAACCGUGGAGCUGCUUCCUUCUCUCGAUAAAGGGUGCGGCGAAGCGAAAGGCAAAACGUACGCGGAUGUGUCCACCCUAUGUCGAAUUCUAACUCCACACUCUGUCUCGAGGGAUCCACGUAAGCGAAUUCGAAUAAGCGAUACGUUCUCCGAACAUCGGGUCGGGAGAAAUUUUCCGGAGCCUCCAGUCUAUGGUGUUCCUCGCUUGCAGACUCAUCAAAGCACCCCUGCAACCAUCGAUGCUUUUCCUUUUACACGGACACCCGAUCGUCUUCCAAAAAGAUGUUACCUUCUUAGAGACGAACGACAAGAUAAUCCGACGACCGAAUCAUUUCACUCUUGUUCCGACCCCAAUCGUUUUAUGAGACAACAGAAGUUCAUUCCGACGACGACCCUGCCGAUAUCCGAUUCGGCAAAACUGGUUCUGGAGCCGAUUUCGAGUGAUGUGGACCUUCACAAUCCUCCUAGGGAUAGUCUGAAGGCGUACCUUGCAGGCAAGGUUCCGACGGUAGCUACUGCAGAUUGUCCCACGGUAAACGAUUACUUGCAAAACAAUGGGGAGGUUGACAGAACACAGUCAGGUGUUGGUGGAUUCACAAAAAUGGUACACCCAAGGGUACACUACAUUGACUCUGACAAUGCCUUGCGAGUCAGAGAAGAAACCUCGCUCUGCAGUAUACCAAAAAAGCUUCUUAAGAAGCCACCUAAAAUCGUUUUAUCCCCGAUAAAAGACGAGGUCGUAGGUCUGCAAGCCGAAGAAGAAACGCCACUACUUAACCUGGAAACCAUACCUAAGAAGAAAAGGAACAAGUCAGUUCUUCUACCCCCUUAUUCAAGAAAGAGAGGAUGUUUACAAUAUCACACACAAGAUAGUUCAUUUUCGUUGUCACGACUGGAACUAGGGUCAUACAUGCCUAAUCUGUCGACGUCCAGGCUUCUCAAUAGGUCCUGUACGUACAUUCAUGGUUGGGGUUGCAAAGACGUGCUGCAGAAAGUGGACGCUUGUGACAGAACGCCCGUUGAAGAAAGCAUUAUUCUGUGCUCUUCGGGGCCUUCGAGCGAAGUGAAAGAAUAUGCGCAAUCCUACCACGAAAGAGUGAUUAGGACAGGCACUGCUGCCGCAUACGUAGAUCCCACCUCAAGUAGCCCCCCUUCAGAUAUUCAAUGUCCUGCGCUCUUUCUGUUAAAUACACCAAGACAAGAUAUGGCAUGCAACAAAGUUGAAGAGAUCGUUGAGAAGAACCUCCAAACAGUCGCAUCGUCCGCGGUACUAAAUGGCACUACAGCUAAGUUAUCUCCACCUCGAAAGGCAUGCGAAGAGGUCAAGUUGACAAUCACCGAGAACGACAUGAUCCAGUGCUUAAACAGAGUCGUAGGACCAAAUCGAGCCAUAGCUGUAGAAGACAACAGGAAGUUCCCAGGAGCAAAAGCUACGCAGGAGGCUGUGUGCGGUUACGACUUGAUGCAAGACGUGCUUUUGAACGAGGACUUCCUAAGUACCAGUGACGUUUCCAAAGUUGAUAUUAAUCCCAAAGGAAAUUCCACCGCGCCUAAAGCUGAUCUGGAAGCAUUAAGUCAGCCACUUUCGCGCCUACGAAGAGGCGACUUGAAAAAUAUCCUGAAGCAAAUUUUGGAAGAAGAGUACGCCCAUGUUCUCCAGCUUGCAACACAUGUGGUGCCGUCGAUCCAGAGCACAACGGCUCCUCCGGUGCCUUUCGAACACGAAAACUGGCUAGCGCUCACCCAUGAGCCAUUGGAAAAGGUGAAUAGGGAAAGCUCUGGUACGUCGACACGCAACAAGCUUAUUGCUCCAGAAUCACCAUCAACGAACUAUGUUAAACGAGAGUAUGAAUUUACAACUGCGCGGUCGAGCGGUGAAGCUAACACAGCGGAUGGAUUCGACCUGCAGCCGUCAUCAGGAACUCGGCAAAGUUCUGACAACACAGCUGACAACACAGCUGACAACACAGUUACGCAAGAAACAUCGUCGACAUCUAUCAGAAGGUUUUACACGGAAUUAAGCUUCCCAGACGUGGACAUUCAUGGAGCUGAUGGUGACGCCCCCGGGAGUGAUACUUCGUCGUCAGAGGAUACCACCACUGCUGCAAUGACGACGACUCAGACGACGGAAGAUAGCUUGGAUGAAGACGGUUAUGUUCACUUGGAAGAGAAAGAAAUGACGAAGUUCUUAUCUCAAGUUACUGUCGUUAAUUCAUCAGAAUCUAAUAUAGUGUCUAACGAUUGCGAAAAACCUCGUCGUUCUGUUGAUACGCGAUUCCCAUUUAGCCCGAGAAGGCGACGACCACCUGAAAAACAUCGAGAUCAAGACACUAAAACAAUGAGCUGGGUCCCUCCGAUUCCUAAAUUGCUCCUAAAAGAAUUCAGGAAAAAUGUUCUCAAGAACGCAGCAGGAGUACAACCGAUGACACCCGAAGUGACACCCUCUCAACACCACACGCGCGAAGGCGCGAUUGGAAAUAUCGUACCUCUGGAGGAAACGACGUCUUCUCCUCCCGACGGCAACACCGCCAGAUGGACUGAGCCAUUUCGAGAAUAUCGUGACACCGAGAGCAUAUGUGCAAACUACACCACCACGGGAGUUGCAGUCGUGAGAUUUUCGUCCGUGUCAGGCAGCAAAACCGAUGACUCGAGAGAAGGUGGACAAAGAGACCGGAAAAGUGGCUUCACCAACGGAAAACGAACGAGGCCGAAAUCUGCGUCAUUCCACGGCAUCCUUCCAUCCGACAGACUGGGCAGCGUUGAUGGUGAACGUGGUUUCGUCCCGCGUUCCAAGUCGUAUACAGAAUAUUGGCUUAGGACUGUUUCCCUGUACAAGGAAGUCUCAUCCUGCCAAAUCUCACCUUCAACGGAUCCUUCGGGCGACGUUAUGGAAACCGAAUCCAUGGCUCAUGUGCUGCAUGGCUUGGACGACACAAGACAGGGAACAACGUUGGAGGAGAUCGACCUCGAAAACUUCAUUCGCGAAAACCAGAUGAAUCCACUUCUGAAGGCUUUCUUGUACAUGCAUAAAACGGCGUACCAGACAUCUGUGACGCGGGAUACACCCAAAUCAACCACGUACGUCAGUUACGACUUACAAGGUACGCCCAUUUCUUCUAAUGUCCCGCAACCAUAUGAACCGGACGAGAUAAUACCGAAGACUGACUACCCGACUUCACUAGAAAUUAAACCACCAAAUAUCGAAACCGACAGGAAGAAAUCAUCCAGUUUGCAGCCCAGCGCAGACUACCGCAUUAUUCCAGCUCUUCCACAGUGCGAAAGUACGUCGGAGGCAACAAUCAUUGUCGACUGCGACCGGGGCAGGCGCUUUUAUGAUACGGAACGUCAAAGUGGGAUCUUCUCACCCAACGGUGCAACCACCAUCACAGAGCAAGCCAGUUUCGAAGACAGCUCUAGCAGCGGUCCUCCAAAAUCGCUCAAGAAAACGCUGCGAAAAACGGCGCCGUACCGUACGCCGUUCCGUCUCUGCAGCAGUUCGCGGUCGAGCGCCGUGGCUCCGAUCAGUCUCAGAAUGUUGAGACGUACGAACUCGACGGAAUACAUGACGCCGUCUAUGACACAAGGUCGCAGCCGAAUAUGGAAUUCCAUCGAAGAGGAAAAACCGUUGAAGAAGUGCGUGAGCGCCCUUUCGUACCUUGAGAAAAACCGUCUUUGGAAACCGGACUCGUUGCCCUUUCAGCGGUGGCUGAACGAGGCCAGGAGGGCGUCGUUAAGGCCUGGCGAUGGAGGGUCUGUCCUGGAUGAGUCGGGACGCCCGUCUUCGCAAGAUAUGAUAACGUCGAGCGAGUCGUCUGAGGAGGAAGAGAUGCAUAGCUUGGCGUCUACUACGAUGCAGACUAUGGACGAAGCUGGUACGGAAGGCGAAGAAAUAGCUUGAAGUGCUCAUAGUUAUAAUAAACCAAUGUAUAGUGGA